AGCUAAUAUAUGCAUUUUAAGUGGUUUCAUGUAAAAAAAAAAUAUGAAUAUAAAAGAUUAUAAAAUAUUAAAUGAAUAAUUUUUAUAUUAUAUAUUUACGUAUAUUUAUAUAUUUAAUAUAUUAAUGACAAAUUAUGAGAGAAAAAAGAAACAAAUUUGUUUUAAUUAUAAGGAUAUUUUAUUCAGUAAAUUUUAUCAAUAUUUAUCACAAGCUGAUGAGUUUAGGAACGCUAAGAUCUAUAGUUCUUUUACAUUCAAGCGUAUAAACGAAAAGCAUAAAAUGGCUAAAUCUAAGGAAAAAAAAGGUAAAAGUGCUAUGAGCGAGGUUGUGACUCGUGAAUAUACAGUGAAUCUCCACAAACGUCUCCAUGGUGUUGGAUUUAAAAAGCGUGCUCCACGAGCUAUUAAGGAAAUUCGCAAAUUCGCUGAAAAACAAAUGGGAACUCCAGAUGUGAGAAUUGAUACACGACUUAAUAAACAACUUUGGUCUAAAGGAAUUAGGAAUGUACCAUUUAGAGUUCGUGUACGAUUAAGCAGAAGAAGAAAUGAUGAUGAAGAUUCUGCAAACAAAUUGUAUACUCUUGUUACUUAUAUACCAGUUGCUUCCUUUAAGGGUUUGCAAACAGAAAAUGUUGAUGCCAGUCAAGAUUGAUUUAUUUUUGAUUAAUAAAUAAUUUAUCUCAAUUUA
This is a messenger RNA of Apis cerana (Asiatic honeybee), 688 nucleotides long. It is a transcript of the gene RpL31, whose product is annotated as ribosomal protein L31. Gene Ontology annotation, cellular component: ribosome; cytosolic large ribosomal subunit. The record is from RefSeq and is a predicted model, not a curated record. Lineage: Eukaryota; Metazoa; Arthropoda; Insecta; Hymenoptera; Apidae. Gene Ontology annotation, molecular function: structural constituent of ribosome. Gene Ontology annotation, biological process: cytoplasmic translation.